UUAAUACGUCAACGUUGACUUUCCCAAAUUUAUUGUUAUUCACCUUCCAAGAAUUAUGUGAUUUGUCAAAAAUUUCAUGUUUAUUUAUCCGAAUUCUGGUAAAAAUGUCUCAGCAUGAUAAAAUAGACAAAGAACCUACAGAUUUGAUUCCUGUCGAUGAACAAUUGUGCGAUGAUAUCAAGAAAGGAUCAUUCAAAAUAAACACCUAUCAGUUGAUCAAUCAUUUCUUCAAAUGUGUCCUUGUAGCCAUAGUUAUAUUCAUAUUGCUCGAGAAAAUAUCUAGGAAGUAUGAGAUCCUACAUGUAGCUACCAACUACGAAGAAGACUCUACAGAGGAAGAUACAAUAACCCAAGUAAAACCGAAAGAAAACCUUACGUUCUUUUGUGACCAGAAAGUAGACCUCGAAAAUGACAGUAUGGAAGCUCUAUCGUUACUUCGAGAUGACGUCAUAAAUUUGAAGCAGCUAGUUUUGAAGCUUGGUGAGCAAUUGAGAGAAAGGAGAAGAUUCGAGUGUAUCACAAAGAAAGAGCUGUCUAAGAUUGAAGAUAGGGUGAAGAAGGUUUUGACAGAAAGUGACACGGUUGAUACGAAAAUACGCAAUGCGUUGCAUACGUACGAAGCAGAUAAAGUUGCACUUUUUGAUUAUGCUGCAAGUUAUGCUGGAGGUUCAGUUGUCUCGGUAUUGGAUACUAUGCCAGCACCGACUAAGAAAAUUUCUCAGUUACUUGGAUUCUUCAGGUUAGCCAGAGACUCAUCUCCUGAUCAAAUUGUGAACCCUAGCUGUUUACCUGGAGAAUGUUUCACUUUUCUCGGCAAUACGGCAAAAAUAAUUAUAAAAUUAGGAAAACCGAUUAUAAUCGGUUCUAUCUCGAUAGAACAUAGCUUCCUAGUGGAGGACCUAUCUUCAGCUCCAAAGGAAUUCCAAGUUUCGUCCUUGCAAGAUCAGACCGAAACUUCUAAGGAACUGGUGGGAAAAUUUACCUACGAAGUGAAAAACAAGCAAAACCUUCAAACUUUCGAAAUUCCCCAUAGAUCGAACAAAAAGACAGAAUACUUGUUGUUGGAAAUUCUGAACAAUCAUGGACAUAACGAGUUCACUUCAAUUUAUAGAUUCCGUGUACAUUCCAUAUGAGAAAAUAUUUGUGCGAUAAAAAGAGAAUUAAAAUCGAAAUAAUGA
Messenger RNA from Harmonia axyridis, 1178 nucleotides. Its product is annotated as SUN domain-containing protein 3-like. Gene Ontology annotation, molecular function: protein-membrane adaptor activity. Gene Ontology annotation, cellular component: nuclear envelope. Gene Ontology annotation, biological process: nuclear envelope organization. The transcript has 3 exons. NCBI's taxonomy places the organism in Eukaryota, Metazoa, Arthropoda, Insecta, Coleoptera, Coccinellidae. Bases 105 to 1133 code for a protein of 342 amino acids. The record is from RefSeq and is a predicted model, not a curated record.